AUGGCACCAGCAGUCGUCGAAAAGGAACUCACAGCUUUGCAACGUAGUAAACGGUUAGAGCGAUCAAAAGAGCUGAUUCGCUUGCUCGACUCUGGCGAGCUUCCCAAUUUGGUGUUUUCGGAUGAGAAAACUUUCUGCGUUGAGCAGUUUCUUAACAAACGAAAUGACCGUGUAUGGUUGAAGGGACGUGUCAGCGACCAUGCGGAGGAACUGCAAGUCACUCGACGUCAAGGAGCUGAUCAAAUCGUGGUCUGGGCGGCGGUGUCCGAAAAAGGCCGUUCACCGCUCAUUUUUCUCCCAAUGGGUCGCAACCAAGUCAAAAUAAAUCAGCAAAUCUAUCGAGACAAAGUCUUAAUGCUGAUACCGUGGGCAGGUAACACGCUCGGUUCUGAGCGUUGGACUUUCCAGCUAGACUCGGCACUAUCGCACAGAGCAAUUGGAACGUAA
Molecule: messenger RNA, 447 nt
Organism: Parnassius apollo (apollo)
Lineage: Eukaryota; Metazoa; Arthropoda; Insecta; Lepidoptera; Papilionidae
Source: the annotation of a GenBank genome assembly